GUUUUCUCGACAGUUUUGAGUUACGAGGUUUAGUCACAAGCUCUUAAUAUAAACUUCAAUUCAAGCUAUAGGCAAUAAAUAAUAAAAAAUAAUGUUAUUAACCGUUGUUUUUCCUAAUCAAGCCAUUUUGAGAACGAUAAUGUUACAGAAGAAAUGCAUGAAUUUUAAUAGAAAUGUUAAAAUAGUGAUUCUCCUCAGAGUGAACCGACUGAUUUUUUUUAACCCUGAACUAAGGCUGUGUGGCUGGAAGUUGUUGUGUUUCUGCUCAUAUCUUUUUUCUGUUCUCUUCAUUCCUUAAGCGAAUCUGCUUAAGGCUGAGAUUACUUUAUAAUAUACACAGGUGUUGUGGCUCAGAUAAGGUCCAGCUCUGGUUUAUUUGCUUUGCUUUUGACUGACAAGUGGCAUUGCUGUGGCCUGCUUGUGGUCCAGAUCUGGCAAACAGGAACAAGUGGCGCUCACCGCAGAGCCAAAUGACAUCCAGAUCCCCCUCUCUGGACUUAAUGGAUGGAGUUUGACCUAAACCAGCUCCACCUCUGGGUUCUGGGACCUAGUGGGUUAUAGGUAUGGUUAAAGUGCUCACUCAAAAAAUAAAUAAAUAAAUCUGGUUUCUCAAUAACUCACCACUGAAUAGGUAAAAACUAAACAUUGAACCUUGAAAAUCUGUAUAUUUACCCCAGGGUGUUAUUUACCUUUACUGGCAAGUAAAUUAUGUAAACUGAGGUUUCUGCUCCAAGAAAUAUGUAACUUUCAUUUUCUCACGAAGACCCUCCCCUUCAGGUAAGCUAUAAAUUGGACACUGAAACAGAAGCGUCUUUUCAUUCACCUCCUGAUCAAAGAUGGAUCUGCAAAUCUCAGUUUUUCUUCUGUUCAUUCUUUUCACUGCAGGUACAAAGACAAAUGGUGUUUGUAAUGUUUUUUAAGUACAAAUGCAGAUCACUGAUGUCUCACUGUGUCUGUUUUAUUCCUGAAGGACACUCUCUCAGCUGUUAUAAUUGCACGAGUCUGAACGGUACUUGCGCAAUUCAAACGGUACAAACAUGCUCCAAUGGAUCUCAGUGUGUGAGUUCUACAGAAGUGUCACAAUAUGGUAAUAAUACUUCAGAGCUGAAAUUUAAAGGUUGUGCUGAUGACUGUCAAAGUGGAUCCAUAAACACAGGCAUUGUAAAGAACACUUCUUCCUGCUGUAACACAGACCGGUGUAACGAACACGAUGCUCCAGAUCCCUCUAAUGUCCCCAAUGGAAAGAUAUGUUUCUUUUGUGAUGGGCAGAACUGCACAAACAUAUUGAACUGUUCAGGGAGUGAAGACCACUGCUUCACACAAACAGAGGCUUCCGGAAACCAAUCAGUUGUUGGAAAAGGCUGUAUCUCUAAAUCUUUUUGUAAUUUCUCAACAUCGGUUAGCAAUGUUACAGUCAUCAGAUGUUGUGAGGGGAACCUGUGUAACGGUGCUGCCAAUACAAAUUUCACACUGAACACCAUGUAUAACGGUGAUAACAGCGUCACCCCGAGCUCCAUGUAUAACGGUGAUAACAUCACCCCGAGCUCCACGUAUAACGGUAAUAACAGCGUCACCACGAGUUCCAUGUAUAACGGUGAUAACAUCACCCCGAGCUCCACGUAUAACGGUAAUAACAGCGUCACCCCGAGCUCCACGUAUAACGGUAAUAACAGCGACACCCCGAGCUCCACGUAUAACGGUGAUAACAGCGUCACCCCGAGCUCCACGUAUAACGGUGAUAACAUCACCCCGAGCUCCACGUAUAACGGUCAUAACAGCGACACCCCAAGCUCCACUUAUAACGGUAAUAACAGUGUAACCCCAAGCUCAAUGUAUAACGGUAAUAACAGCGUCACCACGAGCUCCAUGUAUAACGGUAAUAACAGCGUCACCACAAGCUCCACGUAUAACGGUAAUAACAGUGUAACCCCAAGCUCAACGUAUAACGGUAAUAACAGCGUCACCACGAGCUCCACUUAUAACGGUAAUAACAGCGUCACCACGAGCUCCAUGUAUAACAGUAAUAACAGCGUCACCACGAGCUCCAUGUAUAACGAUAAUAACAGCGUCACCACGAGCUCCAUGUAUAACGGUAAUAACAGCGUCACCACGAGCUCCAUGUAUAAUGGUCAUAACAGUGUCACCCAGAACACUACGUAUAGCGGAAAUAACAGUGUAACCCCGAGUUCAAUGUAUAACGGUAAUAAUAGUGUCACCCCGAGCUCCACGUAUAAUGGUCAUAACAGUGUCACCCUGAACACCACGUAUAACGGUAAUAACAGUGUCACCUUGAGCUCCACGUAUUAUGGUAAUAACAGUGUAACCCAGAACAUCACACAUAACGUUAAUAACAGUGUCACCCAGAACAUCACACAUAACGUUAAUAACAGUGUCACCCAGCACACCACACAUAACAGUGCUCAGAGUGUCACCCAGAGCUUCCUGUUCCUCUGCUGUUCUCUGUUCUCCUACUUCCUGCUGCACUGAAUGCAGCAGCUCUUCAAAUUCUAUGUUGUUAUAUGCUGUACAGAAUAUAUAACUUGUAUUUUCUCUAAACUACAUUUAGUGUUCUGAUGUGUCAUUUUUUAAAUUAAAAUACGGUGUUUGGACAAAAUAAUGUGAACACCUAUUAUUAUAAGGGUUAAAUUUGGUGAAAACACAAACAUUGCAAUUAUCUUUUCUUAAAUUCUCUAGUUUGUAUAUGAGUGCCAUAUAAGUGGUUUUCAGUAGUGUUUAGUACAAACCAUGUGUGAAAUGGGUGACUUGUCAGAUGUCCAAAAAGGCCAAAUCAUCAGAGCCCAUUUAACAAGAACAUCUGUAACCUUAAAGGGUUAGUUCACCCAAAAAUGAAAUUCUGUCAUUAAUUAUACUCACCCUCAUGUCAUUCAAAACCUUUAAGACUUUCGUUUAUUUUCAGAACACAAAUAAAGAUCUUUUUGAUGAAAUCUGAGAGAUUUCUGUCCCUCCAUACACAGCUACGGAACAGACACUUUUACGCUACAAAAAGUUCAUAAGAGAUGGUAAAACUGGUUUAGUCCAAGUUUUCAGAAGAGACUUGAUCGCUUUAACUGAUGAACAGAUUGAAUUUAGGCUUUUAUUCACAUAUAAACAUUGAUCAACUCACAUAAACAGAAGCUAAACCAAAACUGCUUGACACGCAAGAACAAAACUUGAUGAAGCUCAAACGUGCUUCAACACGAGAAGGAACCUCAUUGGUUCUCGCACGCAUCAAGCAAUCAUGCUUGAGCUUCCAUUUACCACAACUGAUGUGUGAGUUGAUGAAUGAUUUUGUGAAUAAAAUCCUAUUCAUCAUAUAAAGCAAUCAAGACUCUUCAGAACAUUUGGACUAAACUGUUCAAUUCAUAUGGAUUACGUUUACAAUCUCUUAUGAACUUUUUGAAGCAUCAAAGUUUCAGUUAUGUAGGUGGUCUGGAGGGACAGAAAGCUUUUAGAUUUCAUCAAAAAGAUCUUCAUUGGUGAUAAAAGAUUAAAGAAAAAGGUUUGGAACAGAAUUUUCAUAUUUGGGUCAACUAACCCUUUGAUUGCCCAAUUGUUGUGCGUUUUAAGAACAACAGUCUGUAUGAUUAUGGUGACACACAAGUAUGUUAGUGAGAGUUAAUUGUUAUUAUUUAAAAUGAUGUAACGUUUGUUUUUAAAGGGAUAGUUCCCUGUUUUUAAAGGGAUAGAUA
Messenger RNA from Megalobrama amblycephala (Wuchang bream), 3689 nucleotides. RefSeq names its product autotransporter adhesin BpaC-like. The record is from RefSeq and is a predicted model, not a curated record. The coding region runs from base 898 to 2487 and encodes 529 amino acids. The transcript is spliced from 4 exons. NCBI's taxonomy places the organism in Eukaryota, Metazoa, Chordata, Actinopteri, Cypriniformes, Xenocyprididae.